Molecule: messenger RNA, 753 nt
Organism: Schistocerca serialis cubense
Lineage: Eukaryota; Metazoa; Arthropoda; Insecta; Orthoptera; Acrididae
Product: outer dense fiber protein 3-like
Exons: 4
Coding region: 1-753 (250 amino acids)
Source: RefSeq, a predicted model, not a curated record
AUGUCCGACGGCAGGAAGCGAUUCAAAGAAUGUCAGUGUAGGAAACGGCUCGCUGAAAGAGAAAAUACAGGUCCUGGUUCUGGAACGUAUAUGCUGCCACCACUGAUUGGUUUCAAAAACCAUGAUGCUACAAAAUACAGGAAUCCAGCCUACACUAUUUCAGGCUACAUUAAACCAAUAGAUAAGAGAUUAAGCCCAGGUCCUUGUUAUGGACUGGAGAGAAACUUUACACAACAUGGGAGAGAUGGGAUACCUGCAUACACAAUGGCUGCACAUAUAAAGCCAUUAUCUACAUGUCGUGUUCCUGGACCUGGAGCAUAUUGGGUGGAGAGGGUCCCUCCCAUGAAGGAAGAUCGAGCUCCUGUGUAUACAAUGAAAAGUAGAACCAAGCAACGACCUGGAGAUAAGAUACCAGGUCCAAAUGCUUAUGGUUUACCACCUUAUAUUGGUCCAAGGAUACCAAACAAAACUUCUUUUCCAGCAUAUACAAUGACUGGAAAGCCAAUAGAGCUGAAAAGAGAUCGUAUGCCAGGACCAUGUGCAUAUACUCCUGUAAGUUUAAAUAACUUCAAGAAAAAAUACCCGCAGUACACCCUAAUUGGUAGAAACUAUCCACCUGGAGAUAAAAGCAAAAUUCCAGGUCCUCUUGCAUACAACCCUAUGUACAGAGUGCAAACAAAUCCUCCUAGGUUUUCUUUUGGCAUUAAACAUUCACCAUAUACAACUCCCAUAAUUUUGCCAAAUGAUGUUUGA